This is a messenger RNA of Schistosoma intercalatum, 318 nucleotides long. The record is from the annotation of a GenBank genome assembly. NCBI's taxonomy places the organism in Eukaryota, Metazoa, Platyhelminthes, Trematoda, Strigeidida, Schistosomatidae.
GAACAAUGCAUUACCCAUAGUUAUGGGUGCCUCGAUUGAGGAGUAUCAGAAGGUUUCACCACCUCAUUCUUUCAUUCAUGUGGAUCAAUUUGAGAAUCCGAAAGAACUGGCCAAAUAUCUGAAGUACCUUGAUAAAAAUGACACUGCAUACAACGAAUAUUUCGCUUGGCAUAAAAGGGGUGUUGUAACUGUAUGGUCGUUCAAGCCGGAGUGUGAAUUUUGCAUACUUGCAAAUGCUCUUCCUUACUUCGAGCCAACUAUACAUGAAAACUUUAUGUUUUGGUGGAAGGAUGGAUGUAAAAACAGAACAUUAAGAUG